UUAAUCACGCAACUCUCGAUCUUAUCAACAGUAAGGCGGAAGAARKAGUUGUCGUGUGGGCCAUCUGAACGAAGUCCUCGAUUUUUGUUAGAAACUCAAACACAAUUGUAGGUCCAUUAGAACAUAAAUGCAGUUCAGGAAGUUAAAACUGCUCAACGAGGAAAGUUAACAGAAAAUGAGCUGUGAGCCUACAAGUCUGCAGAAAUGAUGUGUUCUCUAAUAAUUUCCUGGUGCGUCGUACUGACCUUCAGUCAAAGCGUUUCUGGUAAACUCUUUGGAAAACAACCUCCAGAUAUUCCAUCCUCAAAUUUUAAUGGUAACAGUCCCGUUGCAUUGUGGAUGCAGCAGAUUGGACUUGCCGUUCGCAUAUGUCAAAGAGUGGAAGAAGCUCAGUCAUAUAACAGCGGAGUAUCACCUUCAACAGCUCAGAUUACCAUCGGACGCUGCCAAGCUCAAUUAGUCAAGUCCACUGCACAUGUCACGGCAAAACAACAGGUUUGCCCUGGUACACAAGCCUGUAGUCCUACUAUGUCAGAGGUUAUACCCGUAAGAACAGACAAUGGAAUCCAGGAGAUAACAAAUGCGCUGGACUGCACUUGCUCAGCAUUGCAUUCUGUUUGCAAACGUCGUCGUUUAUUACGUACAUUUUACCGUGGAACAAAGUACGAACGCGUGAUAAAUGUUGGAAAAUGCGCGGGAAAUUGUCAAAGUAAAAAGUGCCAGCCACUGUACAUUAAGACCAUGGCUAUCAAAACUCCAAAUGGACGAAAAGAGGUCAAAGUGAUAAAAAAGUGCGGAUGCGAAACUCCUUGCUACAGGAUGUCAUUCAAGAAAGCCUACUCGGUAAUCAGGAGCAACUCUCCGUAUGCCAACAACACUAAAACUAAGGUCAUUGAUGUUGGUAUGUGUUCUGGAAGGGCUUCCUGUCCUGGAAAARUGAGAGGACAGUGUCUAUAUUGGUCGAAAUUAUCCGACCAGAGCAAGCAAAAGCGAAUGUGUGUCAUCCACUCCGAUGGCAGAMCUAAAGGCUGCUAUGCUGAGAAAACAAGAAGACUAGAACUCAAAACAGUGCCAAGCAAGAUAAUCCAUAUCAUUGACUCAUGCGCAUGCUCAUGAAGCUAGGAAGGCUAGAAAGCUUUUARAAGAAGUUUAUAAUAGAGAUCUUCCUUGUAUAUAAACCGCUAUUUGUGCAUUGUAGAAAGUGUUUCAAGUAAAMAAUUGUACAAUCA
This is a messenger RNA of Exaiptasia diaphana, 1229 nucleotides long. RefSeq lists its product as uncharacterized. NCBI's taxonomy places the organism in Eukaryota, Metazoa, Cnidaria, Anthozoa, Actiniaria, Aiptasiidae. Bases 205 to 1116 code for a protein of 303 amino acids. The transcript is spliced from 9 exons. The record is from RefSeq and is a predicted model, not a curated record.